Molecule: messenger RNA, 3167 nt
Organism: Olea europaea var. sylvestris
Lineage: Eukaryota; Viridiplantae; Streptophyta; Magnoliopsida; Lamiales; Oleaceae
Product: nucleolin 2-like
Exons: 12
Coding region: 123-2909 (928 amino acids)
Cellular component (GO): nucleus
Molecular function (GO): mRNA binding
Source: RefSeq, a predicted model, not a curated record
UGCUAAAAGAAAAAGUAAAAAAAAAAAAAAAAUAGCAGAAGUUGAACAAGAAAAAUUCAGACAAAACAAAUAUUCAGGUAUCCCUUCAACUUGUACGAGGAUUCACAGUGUGACACGGGGAAAUGCCUCCAAAAUCUGCCCUCAAUUGGGAUCGGGGGAGCGCCAAUAGAUCCACAGCUCGCAAACCCACUCCUGGUGCCUCUCGCGAACCAAAUUCCACAACACCCUACAAUUCUCGGCCUCCCACCACCUCCGCAGCCGCCGUCACUCCGACGCCGCCCACCAACAGUCCUAGCUCCGUAGAAAGAGCUAAAGCCCGAACAACUAAUUCGGCAGCUACUAGAAAUGACUCGCAAAAUCCUUUACAUGAAACCUUUGUUUCUCAGCCUCAACAAUUAAAUUCAGAAAAAACCCUAAUUAGGUGUGCUGGAUUGAUGGAAUCUGAUGUAGACGGUAAAAAAGACAGUAUCAAUGCUGACGCAGGAAAAUCUAUUGAAGCUGUUGGGCUUGAAAAACCCAGUCAUGCAGAAGCUGAAACCACGGUGGAGUGUCGAGAUGGUUUUCCAUCUGAUUCAGUUGUACCUGGUGCUUUGGUAUUGAACUCCCCCAUGCAGGAAAAUUUUUCGGUUGAGUCCAAAGCUAGGUCCGAUAAUGGGGUGACUGGAGGUACGGCAGGUCCUGGAAAUGGGAAGAUGAAGAUAGUGAAGAAGACAGUGAGGGUUGUGAAGAAAAUUAUUAAGAGGAGGGUUCCCAAGAGGGUUUUGAUUGAGAGUUCAGAAAACCAGGGAUCAGUGAAGAAAGAGGAGAAUGUCUUGAAUUUGAGUGAGGUAACGGAAAAGUCAAAUAUGAAGAAUUAUAAUCUUGUGAAUGACAUGAUGGAAAAUGAAGCAAUAGACCAAUCUAAUCUUGUUAAUGAGGUGAAGGAAAAAUCAAACUCUACUAAUGCAGUUACAGAAAAAUUUAACAUUGAAACAGGUACACGUGUUACAGUACCUAUGGAGGUUGGAAAGGGUAAUGAUCUAAGUGGCAUUGAUUCUACGGAAACUGACCAGUUGAAGAUAAAUGAUGUCAUUGUAGCCAAACUAGACAGAAGAGACUCGAAUGCAACCAUUUCUGAUCUGAUGGAAGCCAAAAAUGUUGGUUCUGCUGCUGAAGUUACCCUGGAAAGUGAAACAACAAAGGGGGUGGAGGGUACUGUAGCUAAGGAAUUAUCAAAAGAUUUACUCUUGGAAAUUCAAAAUGCGGGUACAAAUGAAAAGGAGAAUGUGGAGUUGGUUGAGGAUCAAAAUAUGGAUCCAGUGCGUGAACUUGGAAGUAUGACUUUCGAGGUGGAACAAUAUGCAAGUCUAGUGGGAGAAACUGGAAGUGGGAAUGGCAAUGGUGAAGAGGGAGGAAAGGAAAUGUUGGAGGAUAAUAGGGCUGGGUUGAAUGAGGGAUUUUUGUUGAGUGGCGAAUUGGAAGCAUUGGAGCGGAAAAAGAGGCGCCAAACAGAAAUUUUUGUUGGUGGGUUGGACAAGGAAACAAAGGAGGAUGAUAUCAAGAAAGUGUUUGAAGAGGCAGGGGAAAUUGUGGAAGUGAGGCUGACAAUGAACAAGAAGACGGGAAAGAAUAAAGGGUUUGCCUUUGUGCAGUUUGCUACAGCAGCUGAUGCUAAGAACGCAUUGACCAACUACUCCAAAGUUGAGAUAUGUGGGAAGCAGUGUGGAGCAGCCCCUGUUGAGGGCAAUGACACAAUAUUUCUUGGUAAUAUAAACAAAACAUGGAAGAUUGAUGAUAUUGUGAAACUGCUAGAGAAAUCUGGCAUUGAGAAAAUAGAUGGCGUUACCAUUAAGGCUGAUCCUAAUAACAUGAAGAACAAUCGUGGAUUUGCCUUCGUUGAGUUUGAAAGGCCUAAAGAUGCUCAAAUUGCUUUUCAUAAACUCCAAAAGAACGAUAUUUUUGGAAAAGACCUGAAGAUAAAAGUUGAAUGGGCACAACCAUUAAACGAGCCUGCUGAAGAAGAAAUUUUAAAGGUGAAAACUGUUUAUGCUGAAUAUCUACCUUCCUUGUGGGAUGAAGAGAAUGUGAAAGAAUACUUCAAAAGAUUUGGUAAAAUUGAGAAUGUUGUCCUUGCAAAAGAUCUACCUGCUUCAAGGAGAAAAGAUUUUGCAUUUAUCAACUAUUCAAGCCGUGAAGCUGCUCUUACAUGCAUUGAGACAGUCAAUAGAGAUAAGGAGAAGGAUGAUAGCACCAAGGUUAAAAUGAGGGUGUCUCUAGCAAAUCCUAUCAUGAGGGGGAGGCAAAUGAAACAUGUUUCCAACCCCAUUGUCAAGAAAAUUUCCAAGGAGAAACCAAAGGCAUUGAAACCAACUGUAAAGCUGCACGAACCUAGAAACAAGGGGCAAAUGGCCAGCAGUGGUCAUGGUGGUCCUAAGAUUAAUGGAAGCUCUUCUACCACUGACGAACUUAUGCAUAUCUUGAGGCAACAAGCAUCGAGUAAGCUGAUCUCUUCUAGUCCAGGCAUAGGCACCACUUUUCCGGAACAUCAUUUUCCUGCUGCUGGGAGCAGGCAGCCAUAUUUUCUUGUGGGUUUUUGUGCUUGCUCUCCAAUCUCGUCCUGCGUCACUUCUUCCCUUUUUAUACAUGGACAUGAUCCCCUUUAUUCAGAGUCUAGAGGGUUGCCUCGAGCAUGCACUGAAAGCUAUUAUCCAAUUUCGGGCCCAAGUUCUUUGUCCCAUGGUGCUGGAUCAGUUGGGAUGGCAUCUUUUCCCUACCAUCAUCAACAAAUGCCUGAUUAUGCAUCUGCAUCAAUCCAUCGGAGGGAAAAUUAUCCUAGUCCUUUGGAGAAUUUUUUUUUUUGCAGACAAGGGAACAAGAUCUUUACUAUGGGAACAAUGGCAUACAUCGUAGAUAUUGAUGAAAGCAUUUAGAGGACGAGUGUUGCUGACAAGGUGUUGCCUGGUUGACCCCGAAUUCGACUAGAUUUUCUUGUAAAUUUCUGCAGAAAUGCCCAAAAAUUGACAGUUUAUUACAUGUUCUUGUAAAUGUCUGUCCUCAAGUACCCUGAUGUUUGUUAUACAUUUCUAGUCCUUAUAAGAGGGUUUUGAUGUCUGUUUAUACUCUUUCAAGCUGUUAAAAUUGUUAAUAUUUUGAUGGUAAUGGCUGAUAAGUUAUUGGAUUUUGACAUA